CCUCCCCGCACUGCUCUAAAAAGUUCACUACUAUAUAUUCUAUCUCCCCCCCUUUUUCUUCUCUCAUUUCUCUUUCUCCUUAACCUUAACAACCCCCUACCCCUGCUCUCCUCCUCUCUAACCAACAACUGAUUCAACAACUUCCAUGAAAAGAGCUUAGCAAAAAAAGAAAAAAAAGGGAAAAAAAUUCAAGAUUUUAUUGUUGUUGAAAGAAAUGGGGAAGUACAUAAGGAAGAACAAGAAAGGAGGAGAAGUAUCACCACUUGGUGUGCUUACAAGGGCAAAAGCUUUAGCUCUUAAACGUGCACCGUCUGCGGCGGCGGCGGCGGUGAAGGAGGAGGAUUCAGGUGGGUCCUACCUAGAGCUGAGGAGUGGUAGGUUGGUUAAACCCUUUAUGGUUCUUGAAGGAAGAAAGCAGAGAAAUGGGGUUUCCAAGAAUGCUAACCCUAAGGACUGUUUGGCUAAGGAAAUGGAAAAGAUGAAGGGAGAUGGGAAUGGGAAUAGCUGCUGUGGAGAGAAUUUGUUGGAAUUUGAAGGUAGAAAAAGGACCACCAGGGAGAGCACACCUUGCAGUUUGAUCAGGGAGUUGGACAACAUUCAGACCCCUGGUUCCAGUACGAGGCGUAUUGAUGCAAAUGAGGGGAACUCAAGGCAAGCAAUUAUCCCAACAGCUCGUGAAAUGGAUGAAUUUUUCUCCAGUGGAGAAGAGCAGGAAGUGAAAAAUUUCAUUGAGAAGUACAACUUUGAUCCAGUGAAUGAGAAGCCCCUUCCCGGACGUUACGAAUGGGUGAAAGUAGACUGUUAGACAUGGAAGGACAUAGAAGGGGGGUACAACCUUCCAUAGUCUGCAUCUUUGUGUUUCAUCGUUAGGCAUUAGAUAAGAGAUAGUUUACAAUGGUGUAGUGGGUGGUGAAAUCUCUAUUUCCCCUCACUCUCUGACUUGUAAAGAAACUAGAAGGUAGAAGUAAAGUGUCUAGAAGGUAGACUAAUGAUCUGUAACAUAACAAAGCUUGUGUGACAUUAAACAACACAUACAAGGAGAGACAUCCUUUGACUAACAGAUCAUGAAAAAGGGAAAGCAAAAGGGUUGUUGUGCUAGCCUUAGUAGUAUUAGUAGUAGUAAUAGUACUAGUAGUGAUGGUGGUGGUGGUAUAGAAGGUAGGUCUGCUAAUCUUUGUUUUCAGUACUCAGUAGUAGUCUUGUUUGUUCAUAAUUGUACUGAUGGGAAACUUGUUAAGACAUCUUAUGAAUAAAUUGACCCUCAAAGUUUUUCCCCCCUUCA
Molecule: messenger RNA, 1282 nt
Organism: Capsicum annuum
Lineage: Eukaryota; Viridiplantae; Streptophyta; Magnoliopsida; Solanales; Solanaceae
Product: cyclin-dependent kinase inhibitor 4
Exons: 3
Coding region: 215-805 (196 amino acids)
Biological process (GO): negative regulation of cyclin-dependent protein serine/threonine kinase activity
Cellular component (GO): nucleus
Molecular function (GO): cyclin-dependent protein serine/threonine kinase inhibitor activity
Source: RefSeq, a predicted model, not a curated record